GAGUGUAACCUCAUGACAACAGUAAUGAAUGACUUAAUUUGUAUUGUGACAUCAUCACUGACAGUUUGGUAUCAUUCUGGUUAGGAACAAAUGCAUGUGCAGCAAGCUUUGGAGGAUAAGAUGGAUUAAAUAUAGGUGUGUUGGUGAUGUAUGUGUCUGUCACCAUCUAGUUUGACAGUUCUAGUUAUUUGUUUCUUUUGGCCAUUGAGAGGUAGGGAUUCAGGAUUCUUGGGACUACUGUUUGAAAGUUGUCCCACCAUCCAGCCCAUAGUAUCCAGUCCUCAAGACAUCACUGGACCCAACACUGGACAGUUGUUGAAAAGUUGUGGUUGACAACUGCAGAGAAUCCUGGACAAAAUUAAUUAUUUCAAUCCAUUUCGUUUGGGCUCCAGACUGGGGCACACUACUGAGAAAGCAUUGCUUGUGCUUGUUGAUGACCUUUGAAAGAAGUAAGACCAUCGUUUUGACUUCGUUGCUUCAAGACAUGACAAGCUAAAGCUACCCUACUGAGAUCUUGGAGGAUGUGGAUUCAUCUUUGCAGUGGGUUGCUACCGGUGAACUGCCAAACGAAAAAAUGGAUGCCUGUGAUUUUCCGACCACUCCCAGAGGGAAAUGGAAUCUUCAAGACUCUCCUUUACAGUAUCUAAAGGAUAUAGCCCCAAACUGCCACAUUAGCCCAAACAAUAAGGAAAGUUUCCGGAACUCAACUCAUGAGGAAACCAGACAGUGAAGAGUUCAACGUCAAGAGCAAACGACAGCCCAGGAUGAUUCUUAACCUGAAGGGUGCUGAUUGAAAACUUAGAUUGCCCUCUAAAUAACGGCUGAACUUGCCUCCUUCUGUUCACUUUGUCAAAAGAAAGGAUUUUCAAUUAAGGUCCCUUUAGAUGGAAUUUUAUGCAGCAGAAACCUUGUCAACAGAAGAAUUAAUGUUUGAGUUAGCAUUUUGGCAAUAGAAAAAAAAAAUUCCAAAGCUGAGCAGUGAAGGUCAACAGACAGCCUCAAACCUGGAUUCUUCAGCUCAUCGUUCAACAUUGGAGUUUUUAAAUCCUUGUGAUAGAGAAACCAUUGCCAAUGCUUACAAGGAACUGCUUAUCCCUGCUUCUCUGGGUCCUGUUCAAUGGAGGUAUCUUAAUGUUACUUCAUUCGCAACCACAACAGAUUUCAAAAGCUGAGUCAAGGAGAAAUGUUGUCACCAACCCUGAAAGGAGGAUACCCACCUUACGGGUCAAGAGAGGCUGGGUCUGGAAUCAGUUUUUUGUCCUGGAAGAAUACAUGGGCUCCGAACCCCAGUACGUGGGAAAGCUUCAUUCUGACUUGGACAAGGGAGUGGGAAGUGUUAAGUAUACAUUAUCAGGAGAUGGAGCUGGUACAGUAUUUACCAUUGAUGAAACUACAGGGGACAUUCAUGCCAUAAAGAGCCUUGAUCGUGAAGAGAAGCCUUUCUACACCCUACGUGCUCAAGCAGUAGAUAUUGACACAAGGAAGCCAUUGGAGCCUGAAUCAGAGUUCAUCAUCAAAGUGCAGGACAUUAAUGAUAAUGAACCAAAAUUCCUUGAUGGGCCUUACAUUGCCAGUGUCCCUGAAAUGUCACCAGUAGGGGCAUAUGUGCUGCAGGUCAAAGCAACUGAUGCUGAUGACCCAACUUAUGGAAACAGUGCCAGAGUGGUUUAUAGCAUUCUUCAGGGACAGCCAUAUUUCUCCAUUGAUCCCAAAACAGGUGUUAUAAGAACAGCCUUGCCAAACAUGGACAGAGAAGUUAAGGAACAAUAUCAAGUUCUCAUUCAAGCAAAAGACAUGGGAGGUCAACUCGGGGGACUGGCUGGAACCACAACAGUGAAUAUCACUCUGACUGAUGUCAAUGACAACCCACCAAGAUUUCCCAAGAGUAUCUUCCACCUAAAAGUACCAGAGUCAUCUCUUGUUGGUUCAGCUGUUGGAAGAAUCAGAGCAGUGGAUCCUGACUUUGGGAAAAAUGCUGAAAUUGAAUAUACCAUAGUUCCAGGAGAUGGGGGGAACUUAUUUGACAUUAGCACAGAUGAGAACACACAAGAAGGAAUCAUCAAACUGAAAAAGCCACUGGAUUUUGAAACAAAAAAGGCAUACACUUUCAAAGUAGAGGCUUCGAAUGUCCAUCUUGACCAUCGCUUUCAUUCUGUGGGUCCAUUCAAGGAUACAGCAACUGUGAAGAUCAAUGUCCUAGAUGUGGAUGAGCCUCCAGUUUUCAGCAAACCGUUUUACACCAUGGAAGUAUAUGAAGAUACUCCAGUUGGGACCAUUAUAGGAGCAGUUACUGCCCAGGACUUGGACAUUGGAAGCAGUGCUGUCAGGUACUUCAUAGACUGGAAGAAUGAUAUGGAUAGCUACUUUACUAUAGAUGGAAUGGAAGGAACUAUUGCCACAAAUGAGUUACUUGAUAGAGAGAAUACUGCGCAAUACAAUUUUUCAAUAAUUGCAAGUAAAGUUAGCAAUCCACUCUUGACCAGCAAAGUUAAUGUCAUCAUAAAUGUCUUGGAUGUCAAUGAAUUUCCUCCAGAAAUUACAGUACCCUAUGAAUCUUAUGUGUGUGAAAAUGCACGACUGGGACAGGUAAUUCAGGUUAUUGGUGCAGCAGACAAGGAUUUGUCUCCUGCUGGGCAAAAAUUCUCUUUUCGACUGUCUCCUGAAGUUACUACAAAGCCAAAUUUCACAGUCCACGAUUUCACAAACAACACAGCAGGAAUUGUAGCUGGCAGAAGUGGUUACAGCCGUCGACAGCAAGAGUUCUAUCUCCUUCCAAUUGUCAUUGAAGAUAGUAGCUACCCCAAACAAAGCAGUACAAACACAAUGACAAUCCGAGUUUGCAGAUGUGACUCUGAUGGCUCCGUCCUCUCAUGUAAUGCUGAAGCAAUAUUCUUGCCUGUUGGACUCAGCACGGGAGCAUUGAUUGCAAUCCUGUUGUGUAUUAUUAUACUCCUAGUUAUUGUGGUUCUUUAUGUGGCCUUGAGACGGCAGAAGAAAAAAGACACCCUAAUGACCUCAAAGGAAGAUGUUCGAGACAAUGUCAUUCAUUAUGAUGAUGAAGGAGGGGGUGAAGAAGACACUCAGGCCUUUGACAUUGGGGCUUUAAGGAAUCCCAAAGGAAUCGAAGAUAACAAAAUACGCAGGGAUAUUAAGCCAGAUGCUCUCCGCUUGCCUCGCUCAAAACCACCCACAGAGGACAACACAAAUAUUAGAGAUUUCAUAAAUCAAAGGCUGAGAGAAAAUGACGGAGAUCCAUUAGCUCCCCCUUAUGAUUCACUAGCAACUUAUGCUUACGAAGGAAAUGGAUCUGUAGCUGAAUCUCUCAGCUCUAUAGAUUCUGUUGCAACAGAAGCAGAUCAGGAUUAUGACUAUUUGAGUGACUGGGGACCACGCUUUAAAGUCUUAGCAGAGAUGUUUGGAGAAGAAGAAAGUUAUAAUCCAGAUAAAGUCACUUAGCUGGAGGUGGAGGAGGACCAUGAAGGAAAAGUAAACCCACUAGUUUUACACACAAAAAAACCAAGCUUUAUAGAACAAGUUUCAUUGAUUAUAAGAGACAAAAGCUGUUUUCAGCAAGUUCCUUUAUUUAUCAUACCACGGAUCUUGGUUUACUAUUUUUGAGGGAAAGAAUGUUCUUUGACUAUUUUUUUUGUUAUUGUUGUUGUUGUUUUGAUGGUGGUGGCUGGGUUAAUUUAAUUUAAUUUUUUUAACUUUAUUACUUUGAAGUCACACUGAGAUUGUCUUGGGCCUAUUAGCUACAAUUUAUCGAUACAUCAAACAGAAAGUAUAGCUUUCCGGCAUUGUGGUGGAAGAGUGGUAGAUUUUUCUUAAUUCCACUGAAGUGCCUAUUGAAACUCUUACCAGUAAAGUGGAAAUAACCGCAGCAACAGAAUUAAGGAAAAACAGGAUAAAAGAAAGGACAUUAACUUUUAUCUGGAGACACAAAAGACACCUGCUGACUGCUGAUUCUUUUAAAACAUACAGUGUAGAAGAGAGAGUAGAAUCUGUCAGUGGCUGAAACUUGUUGAGGUAAAUGUCAGGUUUGUUUUGGGAGGGGUUGUUUUGUUUCAUGUUUUUUUAAAAAAAAAACCAAGAAAACAAACUGUCUGAUAGGACAACGUCUUUCUUAUGCUUACAUUUCAGAGAGAAAAUUUUUGAAAAAGCUAGUAUUCCAAUUGAAGUUGUAAGAUCCAGUCUUAAACUGAAAUAAUGAAUAUUUAAAAUGUUUAUCAAAUGUUAUUCUUUUUUCCCCCCAAGAAUUAAAAAAUGAGAUACAGAAGUAUGCAUAGAC
Messenger RNA from Pantherophis guttatus, 4288 nucleotides. The record is from RefSeq and is a predicted model, not a curated record. NCBI's taxonomy places the organism in Eukaryota, Metazoa, Chordata, Lepidosauria, Squamata, Colubridae.